AUGAAGUUUAUCAAAAAAAGAUAUGAAGGAGAAGAUGAAGAAAUGCCAAAACCGAAAAAGGCUAAGACCAAAUGGGAUGCAAUCAAAUUGCAUGUAUAUCUAAUAGCUUUUUGCAUGCUUCUUUUAUAUUUCAAUAUCCGAAGUGAUAAUUCAUAUUCUUUAAGUCCUGCAUAUACACCAGAACCAGUUACAUAUUUCCUCACUGCAAACACAUCAUCUGAAAUUUUCAAGAAAUUGCAAAAGCAUGGAGAAUUUGCAUUUAAAUCUUACUUUAACAAUUGCCUAGGGCACGAUGAAAUACGUCCAAUAACGAAAAGAUGUUUAGAUCCAUAUGGUAUUUCUAGUACUCUAUUAGAAUCUGUUGAAACACUUUACUUAUUAAAUUUAACUGAUUUAUAUAAACAAGCUUACGACUAUAUACGCGAUAACUUCAGUUGUUACAAUAUAGGAUGGGUUGGAAGAGCUGAAUUCUAUUCUCGCGUAAUAGGAUCACUUAUCGGAUCUUAUUUGUUAACAGGCGACAAAAUGUUUUAUACAAAAAUGGCAGAAUGCGGACAUCUUGCAUUUAGCGUUGAUAAAUUAACGAAAUAUCCAAAACCAUUUAUAAAUAUUCAAAAAAGAGACUACCAAUCAAAAUCAACACAAUUUGGUAACCUUAUUAACACCUACACUGCAGGGCUUCCUGAAAUGGCUACAAUGUAUCAAUUAACAGGAAACGCAGAUUAUUUAAAUUAUUUUACAAGAGUCGCAAGAAAGAUUCCUGCACGUAAAAAUGGUCUGCCAUUUACAGUUUUGCUCAAUAAGUUCCUAUUUCCUGCUACAAUGUAUAGUGGUCCAAAUGGCUGGAUUUCUUCCUUCUUUAAUAACUAUGUGCUGGCCAAUUUAAUACACCAAACGCCGGCAACAUCACGACAAGUCCGAUUUUUCGCUCAUUUCCUGAAUUUGAAUUGCUGGGAUGGCUUUUCUUCAACAACUUCAUCUUAUAUGGCCGCUCUUGACACAGAAGCAAAGUUUGACCUUCAAAAUGGUGAAAAGAGAAUGAGUGAGAUUGCAGAGAAGGUCAAAAAAUGCAGUUUCGGAGAAAUUAGACAAAUUUAUGAAAAUGGAUUUCGCUUUGAUGGCAAUCUAGUUGUUCCUAUGUUAUACGCUGAUGAUUUUAUGCGCAAUCUGACUGCUUACUGUGUCUCAAAUGUCUUGGAUAACCAUACAAGAGAAUUUGGCUACACAGGAAUUAUCCAGAGAGACAAAUUAGAAGAUGAUGAUACACAGAGUGCCGAAACUAUUAGCUUCUGGCUUAAAAUUGGAGCUCUUUCGCUUUCACAAACUGAUAUUCUUUCAGAUUUAAUUUUAAAUGAGAACGGACAUAUAUUAAGAACAUCAGGAACGAUGUAUUCAGGUUUCAAAGAAACAAGACUUAAGCAUAAUGAUACAAAAUUCAAGACUUUUUAUGAUUAUUCUAUUUAUUUGCCUCCUCCAACGCCAGCACCAACUCCUAACUACGAAAACGAAAUGAACAGGCAUCAUCCGAUGCAUGAUGACCCACAAUUCUGGCACCACCAUCAUCCUGGCGCUUCAGACGAUCCAGAAGCAAUGAGAGAGUACGAAAGAAUGAGAGAACACGAAAGAAUGAUGAGAGGCCAAGAAGGAAUGUCCGGUGAUGAAACAAUUCAUCAUCCACAUGAUGGUGAAGUUCCCCCAAAUUAUCCAAGGGGUUCCGGCUCGCCGCAUCCAGGAUUUGAAGGUAGCAUGAGACACCAUGGUACUGAAGCAGGUGAUAACCAUCCACGUAAUGGAGAUUCUGAAACAAUAAGAAAUAAUCCAGAUGAUACUUCAUCAACUACUGGUUCAGAUAGUACAAAUAGACGAGCUAGACCUGUUGGUUCCAGUCCUGAUGUUCCAAAUACGAAUUAUUCGCCAGAAACUUCAUCAGAUAAAAAUAAGAUUCCGGAUGUGAAUAGACCACCAAAUACAGAUAAUUCAGAUGAUGAAAAUCGUAUUUCAGAUAAUAAAAACAAAGAAUCAACAGAAAAUAAAAAUAUUAAAAUUGAAUCAUCAAAAUCCAAUGAUUCAGACAACACAGAUAACUCAAAUGUACCUAAUGAUCACCAUCCUUCAAGAUCAAGUGAAAGUUCUUCAGAUGAAUCUGAAAAUCACAAAAUAACUCAAAAAGAAAAGGAAAAUAACGAUAAAGGCCAUGAAAAACCUGUUUCUGAAGAUCAGAAAAAUUCUAAAGCAAAAGAAUCCGAAAUUUCAAAAUCAAAAGGAAGUGAAGACAAAAAAGAAAGUGAUGAUAACGACGAGAUCAAGAGAAAGAUAAAUGAAGCAGAAAAGAAGAAAAAAGAAAACCAAAAAAUAUUUGAAAAAGGAAUUCUCUCAAGAAAGAACAAAGACAAUGAAAGUAAGAUGAGAUCUAGGAAACAACAAGAAAAAGAGGAUCUAGAAAAGAAAAACAAAGAAGAAGAAAAAGAUCCAAUCAAAGAAUUGAAAGAAAUGGAAAGAAAGGAAAAGAGUAAUGAAGAAAUAUUAAGGAAAAUGAAGGAAGAAAAAGAAAAAUCAAAAGAAAAUAACGAAAAUGACAGAAAGAAGAAAAAAUUGAAAUUUGAUUUGUCACAAACUCAGAAUAGAGAAGGAAAUGAAACAUUCCUGUCGGAUAACUCGAAUGAAGGUUACAAGAAUCGCCAGAUUAAGAGAAAACCAAAGAAAGUCAAGUUACAAGAUAAACUUCCGAAAUCAGGAGAGUUCCAACAUAAUCUUUACACUGUUCAAAAGAAGAAGAGUAAUGAUGAAGAAGAUCCAGAAGUAGAACUCGGAGAAGUUGAUGAUUUUGGAGAAUAUCAUGGCGCAAAUCCAAUUGAUAGAAUUAGUGGUUUUGGCUAA
Trichomonas vaginalis G3 is the source of this 2877-nucleotide messenger RNA. Its product is annotated as mannosyl-oligosaccharide 1,2-alpha-mannosidase protein. NCBI's taxonomy places the organism in Eukaryota, Parabasalia, Trichomonadida, Trichomonadidae. The record is from RefSeq and is a predicted model, not a curated record. The transcript has a single exon. Bases 1 to 2877 code for a protein of 958 amino acids. Gene Ontology annotation, biological process: N-glycan processing; carbohydrate metabolic process. Gene Ontology annotation, molecular function: mannosyl-oligosaccharide 1,2-alpha-mannosidase activity; calcium ion binding. Gene Ontology annotation, cellular component: Golgi membrane; endoplasmic reticulum.